GUAGCGGUAGCAGAAGGCAAACCUUAACUCUUCAAUGUGUCGCCAACAAGCGGGAGGACGUCAUUUCAUUCCUUAGAGCAGCGGCGCCUUCUCACCACGGGAGUCGAGGUAAAUCGCCCACCGUCCCCGGACCCAAGCACAGCAUCUGGCAAGCCACGUGUCAUUAAGUGUGUGUGGAAUUCCAGUCAAAAGGCACAUUCCUGGUCCAACACGUGAGGGAUAUUUAUAGCUCCAGCAGUGACUUCACCUCAGUGAGCAAAUGCUCCAAAGACAAUGACUAUGACGAUGAUGAUGAUGGACUAAUAGCAGAGAGAGGAAAAGAAAAUGUCAUUAUUUGGUCUCAAUUGUGUCAGGAAGAAAGAGCGAGAGCUGGAGAGGAAGCUCAGGGCUAAUGACCGGGAAUACAAUCUCUCCUUUAAAUAUGCUAUGAACGCCAUCAAGACCUCCAAAUACAACUUCUUCACCUUCCUACCUCUCAACCUCUUUGAGCAGUUUCAGAGGAUCGCUAAUGCUUACUUUCUGUUCCUGCUGGUGCUUCAGGUCAUUCCUGAGAUCUCAUCACUUUCCUGGUUCACCACUGUGGUGCCUCUUGUGCUGGUCCUGUCCGUAUCCGCCGCCAAAGAUGCCACUGAUGACAUUAAUCGCCACCGAAGUGACAAUCAAGUCAACAACAGAAAAGUUCAAGUCCUCAUUGAUGGAAAAUUGCACAGCGAGAAGUGGAUGAAUGUGCAGGUGGGAGACAUCAUCAGGCUGGAAAACAACCAGUUUGUCACGGCCGACCUCCUCCUGCUGUCCAGCAGCGAACCGCUCAACCUGGUCUACAUUGAGACGGCUGAGCUCGAUGGUGAGACCAACCUGAAGGUCCGCCAGGCCUUGCCGGUGACUGGAGACCUCGGUGAUGACAUCAGCAAGCUGGCGGACUUUAAUGGUGAAGUCCUUUGUGAGCCCCCCAACAACCGACUGGACCGCUUCACAGGGACGCUGGUCUAUGCGGGGCAGAAGUACGCUCUGGACAAUGAAAAGAUCCUUCUGCGAGGGUGCACCCUGAGGAACACAGAGUGGUGCUUCGGACUGGUUCUCUUUGGAGGCCCUGAGACCAAGCUAAUGCAGAACUGCGGCAAGAGCACAUUUAAGAGGACCAGUGUGGACCGUCUGAUGAACGUCCUUGUCCUCUGUAUCUUUGGCUUCCUGGUAUUCAUGUGCACCAUCCUGGCCAUCGGGAACUACUGCUGGGAGCUUGGCGAGGGCUCUGUAUUCACAGUCUUCCUGCCCAGGCAGAACAACGCCGCUUUCUCAUCCUUCCUCACUUUCUGGUCCUAUGUCAUCAUCCUCAACACUGUGGUGCCCAUUUCCCUCUAUGUCAGUGUGGAGUUCAUCCGCCUGGGCAACAGCUUCUACAUUGAGUGGGACCGAAAGAUGUACCACUCUCACAGCGAUACCCCUGCUGAGGCGCGCACCACCACGCUAAAUGAGGAGCUGGGCCAAAUCAAGUACGUGUUCAGCGAUAAGACAGGCACACUGACACAAAACAUCAUGACCUUCAACAAGUGCUCGAUCAAUGGCAAGACGUACGGUGAUGUUUAUGACUACAUGGGCCAGAGACUUGAAAUUAAUGAGCACACCGAGAUGGUGGAUUUCUCCUUCAACCCACUGGCCGACCCACACUUCAUCUUCCACGAUCACGCCCUGGUAGAGGCAGUCAAGCUCGAGACCCCCGAGGUGCACGCAUUCUUCCGACUUCUCUCUCUCUGCCACACUGUCAUGGCGGAGGAAAAGAAGGAAGGUGAGCUCUCAUACCAGGCCCAGUCUCCUGAUGAGGGCGCUCUGGUCACAGCCGCCAGGAACUUUGGCUUUGUCUUCCGCUCGCGGACGCCUGACAGCGUCUCCAUCGUGGAAAUGGGAGAGCAGUGCACUUAUAAACUCUUGGCCAUCCUGGAUUUCAACAACGUCCGCAAGAGGAUGUCCGUUAUUGUUCGGAGCCCCGAGGGUAAGCUGUCAUUAUACUGCAAAGGAGCAGACACCAUCAUCUACGAGAGGCUUCACCACUCCUGUGCAAAACUUAUGGACGUCACCACGGAGCAUCUCAAUGAGUUUGCAGGGGAAGGCCUGCGGACCCUGGCGCUGGCCUACAGAGACUUGGAUGAGGACUUUUUCCUUCAGUGGCAGCGGCGCCACCAUGAGGCCAGCACGGCGCUGGAUGACCGCGAGGCGAAGCUGGAGCAGCUGUAUGAGGAGAUAGAGACAGACCUGCUGUUGCUGGGGGCAACUGCAAUAGAAGACAAGCUGCAGGAUGGAGUUCCACAGACCAUUGAGCAGCUGUCCAAAGCAGACAUCAAAAUCUGGGUUCUUACCGGUGACAAACAAGAAACGGCGGAAAACAUCGGCUACUCGUGCAACCUGCUGCGUGAGGAGAUGAAUGACGUCUUUGUCAUUUCUGGCAACUCACCAGAGGAGGUCAGACAGGAGUUGAGAAACGCAUGCACUACCAUGAAACCAUCAGCCUCUGAAGAUUAUGUGUUUUUGCCAGAGAGGCCUCUGGGUAAAACCACAAAGGGCGUCACAGAUGAACCGGUGAACGGCGAAUAUGGCUUAAUCAUCAACGGACCCAGUCUGGCAUACGCGUUAGACAGCACUGUGGAGUGUGAAUUCCUGCGCACGGCAUGCAUGUGCAAGGCAGUGAUAUGCUGUCGUGUUACGCCACUGCAGAAAGCGCAGGUAGUAGAGCUGGUCAAGAUGCACAAGCAUGCCGUCACACUGGCCAUUGGCGACGGCGCCAAUGACGUGAGCAUGAUCAAAGUGGCGCACAUAGGCGUGGGCAUCUCGGGCCAGGAGGGCAUGCAGGCGGUGCUGUCCAGCGACUACUCCUUUGCCCAGUUCCGCUUCCUGCAGCGUCUCCUGCUGGUGCACGGCCGCUGGUCCUACCUGCGCAUGUGCAAGUUUCUUCGGUACUUCUUCUACAAGAACUUCACCUUCACUUUUGUCCACUUCUGGUACGCCUUCUUCUGCGGCUUCUCCGCACAGACGGUGUAUGAUGAAUGGUUUAUAACACUGUACAACCUGGUUUACACAGCACUACCUGUGCUGGGAAUGAGCCUCUUUGAUCAGGACGUGAAUGAUGCGUGGAGCUUCCAACACCCCCAGCUGUACGUACCAGGCCAGCUCAACCUGUACUUCAGCAAGACGGCCUUCUUCAAGUGUGCCUUGCACAGCUGCUACAGUUCCCUGGUGCUCUUCUUCAUCCCAUACGCUGCAGUCAGCCAGGCGGCGCGUUAUGACGGCAGGGACGUGGCUGACUAUCAGUCCUUCGCUGUCCUCACGCAGACCUGCUUGUUGUUUGCCGUCACCAUCCAGCUGGGUUUGGAGAUGUCUUACUGGACAGCAGUCAACAUCAUCUUUGUUGUGGGGAGCCUGGUCAUGUACUUUCUUGUCACCUUCACCAUGUACAGUAAUGGCCUGUUCCUUGUGGUGCCCUCAGCCUUCUCCUUCAUAGGCACAGCGAGGAACUCCCUGAGCCAGCUCAAUGUCUGGUUGACCAUCAUGCUCACCUCCAUUUUGUGCAUCCUUCCUGUGGUCACCUAUCGAUUCAUGUCAAUUGUGCUCCGCCCCACUAUCAAUGACAAGGUCAUGUUCAAGGUCCGUCAGGCCAAAUCGUCACCUCCCCCGCCUCCACGCCGCACCAGAAUCCGCCGCACCAGCUCUCGGCGUUCCGGCUAUGCUUUCUCUCACGCUCAGGGCUACGGCGACCUGGUGACAUCGGGCCGCUUCCUACGCCGACCCGCCCCGCCCCGGUCCUCAGCUUUCGUCACCGCAGGACGUGCCGCCGCAGGCUUCAGCCCCAUCGGCCGCUCGGCCGGGUACAGUCCCACGGGGCGUGCCCAGAAUGUCAAGGCUCAGGAGGUGGAGGCGACCUCGCUGCAAAUGUACAGGACCAUCAGCGACGCCACUCUUUGACCACUGUGAGCUGAACACCAAAGACAUUUAAGACAAAGAAAUAUCUUCUUUUUUGUGGCAAAGAAAAGAGGAUAAAGCGUCUUUAUGUUUACAAAAUGUUUCCAUUCAAGUGCAAAUGUUAAAGGUAGGGAUGAGGAACCGACACACAUACAGGGCAUUUUGUCAAGAGUGGUUGUUUUGUGGGGAAUCCUCAAUCGUGACUGCCAUGCUCCGCCUACUAAAGAGUUCUAUUUAGUGUCACCCAUCUGUCAAGAAUAGAUGGAUGAAAUGUGAUUGCAAGCGACAGCAUCACAAGCACUUUGUAUUUGAAAGACUUCCUAGAAAGGCCAAAAGUCCCCUGUAAAGGCGGGUUCAAACUAAAAUCACUGACUUCCUUUCUCUUUUCAGGCAUGGUUUCUUGAAACUUUUCUGAGGCUUUGCUCAUGAUAGGCAUGUCUGCCAAAGUUCCUGUUGUUACCUAAUCUGACAAAAUAGCUUUAAAAGAAAAAAUCUAAAAAUAGCUGAUAUCACCCUAAAAUGGCCACUAGGGUCGUGUGCGCUUGAGACUUUUUUGGGGCGAUACUCUUACUGUCACGACCCAUCAGAACAGAGGUAGGACCCAAAUGCAGGAGGACACGGGAGACCCAGAGGUAAUUCGGGAAAAACGUUUAUUAGUCAAUGGUCGGGGAUCGGGCAGGCAGUCAGGAGCAGCAGCGGUAGUUGGGACGUUGGGCGUAGAGAGCAGAUCAGCGGGCAGGCAGGAGUCGGUACACAGGAGAACGAUCAAAGCAGGCAAAAGUGUAAGGCUUACAGGGUCAGUCGGGGGUACAGGCGGAGGUCGGUACACACGGGGUGACAAUCAGGAAUACGGGAGUGCUCGAACAGGGCAUGAACCUCAACGAUCUGGCGGCAGACCAGUCGUCACCGGGUCCUAUAAGUACCGGGUGGAAUCAGCUGAAACAAGGUGCGGGUGUGUGCCGACUAAUUGGCUGGCCACGCCCAGCCUGGGGAGGAUGCCAGGAGCAUGACAGUUAGCUACAAUUUUAAAUGUUCCCAAGGGAAACUGGCUUCAGGGGCUGGAUUUUCAAAAAUAUUUUGGUAAGUCAGGUUUGACUAUAAAGGAUGCCUGAAAAAUGUUCAAAAUGAACCGAAUAUGAUUGCUUCGUACCAGAAUGGCAGAUUUUCUUUCUUUGCAGACAUUGGUUUCUUGUGACUUUUUUUGGCUACUCAAAAAACUGUAGACCUGCCUUACGGAUUCCAUGCACCAAGUAAAACUUGAAAGGUUCACCAGCCCUGCUUUUAGGGAAGGACACCAGCAAAACCAUGUUCCCUUACAAGCAUUUUAUACUUUUCUACACGUUUUUAUGCACAUGCUUAUGAAGACGAAGCAAAACUAAGUGCAGGACAGCACUUAGCAGUGAUCACUAUUUUGAUCCCACCAACCUACAUUUAAACCAACUUUUACAACCUGUCAUCGUAAUGGGUUAUAUCUCAUCUAUUGUUCAAUGGUUGAAAUUAUUCUUACAAAGAAUGUUUUUUCCAUCAUCUAAAAGGGAAUUUUAUUGAAAAUUAGCGUCACACGUUUAAGGAUUUGUAGCUGAAGUGACUGCUUAAAAAAAUUGCAUUAGGGAUGAGCAUUUGACAGGAAAUAAGUAAUAUUUUAUACUAAAAUAAAGUCAUGUUAUUAUGAGGGAAAAGUCAAUUUUACCAGAACUAGGUUGUGAUAUAAUUGGAAUAAAGUCAGAAUUUUGUCAAACAAGUGAGAUGUUUUUAAAAACAACUCAAUUCACAUUUAUUUAUAGAGCACUUAAAAAAACUACAGUUGUCAAAAAUGCUUUACAUAAUAAAGAUUAAACAUAAAACACAAAGCAAUACUAUGCAAAGAAAUUGUUAAUACUACAAAAAUAUUCCUCAUUUUACCAGAUUUACACUACGUUAUAUCACGUUUAUUAAAGUGGAUACUACAAAAAAACGUCCAAAUUUUAUAAGGCAUGAUUUUACAAAAAAUUAAACAGGUGAAUGUAGUUUUACAAAAAAGAGGGUUGUUGUAAUUUCCCAAUUAAAAUUGAAAUUAAAUAAAACUGUACAUUUGCAAAAAUAACUGACUCAAAACACAAAUGAGAAUAGAAAUUCUAAGUUUACAAAAAUUCUCUUGUUUCCGGGCCAGCAUUUAUUUGGGCAGGAUAUCUUGCGUUUGAGAUUUUCUUUGUCAGGGAACUUGUCAACAGUUACUCAGCAGCACCUGUGCUGCCUGUGUCUUAGAAACGCACGACUCCUAUUUGCCCCCAUUGCUCCGAGACAGGAUUAAUCCACACAUUAAUAAUCGAUUAAUUGAUUAUGGUGCCAAUCUCAACUUGUUUAUACAGUGGAAUCUCUAUAUAACGCGCCCUUAUAGAAUCAAAUGUACUGUACUUUUAAGAUGGAAUAGUAUGUCCAAAAAUUUAUUUAAAUGGCCAUUGACAAGCUGUUAGUUCCAAAAUUGUAACAACAAUUGUUUACCGGCACACUAUCACAAAUGCUGGCAGUGAAUGGGAUUGACAUAUUUCUGGGUCAUGGAUGUACAAUAUUGCCAGAUCCAAAUCCAGAACACCUGCCUCCUUUUCGUAUGUGGUGGCCAGGUUAAAUGUGGCACACUAAUGUG
This is a messenger RNA of Syngnathoides biaculeatus (alligator pipefish), 6571 nucleotides long. It is a transcript of the gene atp8b5a, whose product is annotated as ATPase phospholipid transporting 8B5a. The record is from RefSeq and is a predicted model, not a curated record. Gene Ontology annotation, biological process: Golgi organization; phospholipid translocation. Gene Ontology annotation, cellular component: plasma membrane. Gene Ontology annotation, molecular function: ATP binding; ATP hydrolysis activity; magnesium ion binding. Bases 325 to 3951 code for a protein of 1208 amino acids. The transcript has 29 exons. Lineage: Eukaryota; Metazoa; Chordata; Actinopteri; Syngnathiformes; Syngnathidae.